Trematosphaeria pertusa is the source of this 1932-nucleotide messenger RNA. RefSeq lists its product as uncharacterized. The coding region runs from base 1 to 1932 and encodes 643 amino acids. Lineage: Eukaryota; Fungi; Ascomycota; Dothideomycetes; Pleosporales; Trematosphaeriaceae. The transcript has a single exon. The record is from RefSeq and is a predicted model, not a curated record.
AUGGGUCUCGGCAAGUUGUUCAAGACUGCUGCCUCUACUGGCAAGCCCAACUUGGGCAAGAAGGUCUUGAAGAAGUGCAUGGCUCCGUUCAAGCUGCUGAAGGAGAUCGGUUGGGCUCAGGAAUCCGAUGGCGACGUCUCUCGACACAACUCGACUCCUGCAAAUAAGAAGGAUUUGGUUGUGACUACCACCGGCAUCCUCGUCGCCGCGACUAAGUAUGCUCCCCGCAUCGUCACAGUUGCUGAGUGGACGCCCCAUAUCGUCCCCGUUGGUGAAGAGACCGCGUCCCAUACCGUGAGCAUUGAUGGCGAGGCCAACUCUAACAUCUCUCUCGUUGGUGGUCGAAAGGACCCAGCUCCGGUUCAUCCAGGUCGAAUCCUUAUUGCUGUUCGGGAUAGCGCCGCCUUUUCCGAUUCGUCUACUACCUCUUCUAAUUCGAAUGACGCCAAGUCUUCACGUGAAGGCUCGCUCCCCAAAAGCAUCACCGAGACUGAGGUCUCCGACGAAGAAGUCGAAGAUGAGGACGGCUGCGAAGACGCCGUGAAAGAAGAUGGGAAUGCGGAAGAGGACAUUGAUGACCUAGAGGAUAACGAAGCCGGAGACCAAGAUUAUGAUGAAGAAACCGAUGAGGCAGAGCAAGAGCGCUGGGGUCCAAUCCUUGCCAUCCCGGACGACGCGUUCGCCAAACUCGCCAACCGCCUCAUGAUCAAAAAAGCCGAAAUCUCUUCGCCAGGUUACACAGUGGAGAAGCGCACGAGCGGCACCUAUAACCAUGCAGUCAUCAUGGAAAAUGGCAUCACUAAAGUUGUCGCCAAAGUCCCGGUUGUUGGCAUGAAGGAUCGAUGGACUCACCAUCACGCCGCCAUCCUGCGCUCCGAAGCACACACGAUGAUGUACAUUAAGAAAAAGCUCCCGCACUUCCCGAUUGCAGAAGUCCUUGGUUACGACGAGACGUUCGAGAACGAGAUCGGCGCACCGUUCGUGAUGCUGUCCUUUCUAGAAGGCAAGGAUUCGCACGAGAUCUGGUUCGACAUUGAUGAGGACGGCGAGGCAGACGGCUUUAAGGCAGAUAACCCUUCACUAGAGCGCGAGCAGCUGCGCCUUACCUUGCUUCGGUCCCUCGCAAAGCAUAUGGCCGAGCUUCGUGAUCUCGAGUUUGAUGGUAUUGGUAUGCUGUACUUCGAAGACGACGAUCCAAACAAGCCCACUAUCGGUCCCCAUCAUGGCUGGGACGACCGAAUGGACGAGUCUCAGCGGCAUUACUGGGAGCGCCGAGUAUACCGGACGACAUCGGAAUACUACAGUGAUCGCCUCGAUACGCGGACUCGUGACGAAAACCGCAGCAAAGGCCAGCGAUUCAUGCUCGAUUGUGUCUUCAACUCCGAGCCGUUCGCGGCGUCGAAGAAGCAUGAGGACGACGAGCAUGAAUCAUUCACCCUGUCCCAUGUAGAUCUGAAUUGGCAGAACAUCCUUUGCAACGAUGCCGGAGAGGUAACUGGGAUCCUUGAUUGGGACUGCGUUUCUACCGUCCCUCGAUGCGUUGGUUUCUCUACAGUUCCGCUCUUCCUGCAGAACGACUGGGGAAUGGAUUACGUCGUUCCCGACACAGCUAUGCACUCACCUUGGCGCCUCGCUAAGUACCGCAAGGUUUAUGCAGACGCCAUGAAGGAAGCCUGUGGCAAAGAUUCGGACGCAAAAUACACUGAGAAGUCACACAUCUUUGCGGUGAUCCAAGAAAUGAUCUUCGGUGACCCUGGAAAUUGGGUCGAUAAGACAAAUGACUUCAUCGCGAAGCUGAUGUUGGAGAUUCCGUACUUACGGCGCGUGGAUCCUGCGAGCUUCCAGGAGACGAUGUGGGAGGAGGAUUGGAUGGCUGCGAAGGAAAUUUUGCAGGAGUGGAUUCCGAAGGUGCUUGAUUAUCGCAACGUUUGA